UAGUUUUGACAACUAAAGUCAUGAAAGCAAAGGAAGACAAGGCCGUAGUGAGAGAGAGAUAAUUAUGUUGAUAACGGUAAGAGAAGCUUCUUCUUCUUCUCCGCUUUGCUUCUCUUCCAUUUCUCAUGUAAAUCCCAAGUCCUCUCCGAGGCUGAAAACUUCUCUCUGUCGGGCUAGUUUGUCAGUUCAGAGAAAACCUCUCUCCGCCAAGUCAUGGAACUUGGGCCUUCUCUCCCACAGCUCUGAAGGCUCAGUUUUUGAUCCCUUGGGUAUCAAUUCAGAUGUAUCUUCUGGUCUAAGUGCGACAUGGGAAAGUUUUAUUGGCUUAUUCUCACAAACAUUUGAGAGUGCUUCUGGUACAAGAAAUGAGAAGUCUUCAGCUCGAGGGGUGGCUGCAUCAAUUGAGGAUAGUUCCAUUGAUUUUGGGGACUUCUUCAAAGGCCCACUUCCGGGGAAGUUUCUCAAGCUUUUAGGAUAUUUGGCCCUCUCCCGACUGGGAAUAUACAUACCUCUUGGUGGGGUUAAUCGAGAUGCUUUUGUAGGAAAUUUGGAUCAGAAUAGUUUAUUGAGCACUUUAGAUUCUUUUUCUGGGGGAGGCAUUGGUAGACUUGGGAUUUGCUCUCUUGGUAUUGUUCCCUUCAUCAAUGCACAAAUCGUCUUCCAACUUCUUGCACAGAUCUAUCCGAAAUUACAGGAUCUUCAAAAAAGAGAAGGUGAAGCAGGAAGAAAGAAAAUUCUUCAGUAUACUCGAUAUGCUUCUGUUGGGUUUGCCAUAGUACAGGCGAUUGGCCAAGUGCUCUACCUUCGUCCUUAUGUAAAUGACUUCAGUACACAAUGGGUUCUCUCUUCUGUUACCUUAUUGACACUUGGCUCAGUGCUAACGACGUACAUUGGGGAACGAAUCUCGGACCUUAAACUUGGAAAUGGUACAUCUCUUUUGAUAUUCACAAGCAUUAUCUCCUACUUGCCAGCAUCGUUUGGUCGAACUGUUGCACAGGCUCUUAAUGAUGGCAACUAUGUUGGACUCGCCGUCAUCGUUAUCUCCUUCUUUCUGUUAGUCUUUGGAAUCGUAUAUGUCCAGGAAGCAGAGAGGAAAAUUCCACUCAACUAUGCCUCAAGAUACAGCAGUAGAAGUGGAGGGCUGCAAAGAUCCGCUUACCUUCCCUUUAAGGUAAAUAGUUCCGGAGUGAUGCCAAUUAUAUUCUCUACAUCAUCUUUAGCACUUCCUGGUACACUGGCACGCUUUACUGGUUUAGCUGCAUUGAAGAACGCUGCAUUGGCUUUAUAUCCUGGGG
Morus notabilis is the source of this 1295-nucleotide messenger RNA. RefSeq names its product preprotein translocase subunit SCY1, chloroplastic. The annotation marks the transcript as partial. Gene Ontology annotation, molecular function: transmembrane protein transporter activity; signal sequence receptor activity. The record is from RefSeq and is a predicted model, not a curated record. Gene Ontology annotation, cellular component: chloroplast thylakoid membrane. NCBI's taxonomy places the organism in Eukaryota, Viridiplantae, Streptophyta, Magnoliopsida, Rosales, Moraceae. The transcript has 6 exons. Gene Ontology annotation, biological process: SRP-dependent cotranslational protein targeting to membrane, translocation.